AUGGUAGUCGUCUCUGUCACCGACCAUACACAAGGAGACCUCACAAAGAAGUAUGCCGGCAUGGAGAUCGAUUGGGCUGCCGCAGAUAAGCACCUGCUCGACUGGAGUUCAUACUUUCUAAAAGGCAAUGCCCUUCGUGUCACCCUCACGUUCAAAUUCGUGGCACCGAAUCCCAAUUCAGUUCACCGCCCUGUCACGCCACGAGGUGACGGAGGAAGAAAUGUAUCAGCUGGCGGUCGCACGCCGUCGCCACGAAGCCCUAAGAGCUCCACAGCGCCAGAACAGCGGGGACGACCGCCGUUCUUGUAUGAUCUGUGCACGUUUGCGCGCUGCCCGACGUCUUGCGCAUUGGGCCCUUACUGCUUGGUGAACUCGAAGGGGAUUCAUCAUCCAGUGACUCCGGAGUCCUUCAAACUGCUCGAAGCGCAUGCUACCCACUACGGGAUGCCGGCCACUUUUAUCGAUCUGCCUCUAGACCUCCAGCGGCAAUUGGUUAUGGACCGUCAAGCGCGGGUAUUGAACACAGUGCCUACUAUGCCCGUCAAAAUCGGCGACAUGGCGACUGCUCAGCUUCCCCAGGCUCAACCGAUGGGAGUCCACGUCGGACAAGACCACUCAAUUCUUCGUCGUCAGUCUGACGGCGACGUACCCCAGAGGAGGGAUUUGGCGGGUCCUCAGGGCGAUGCUUCAAUCCUCCGUCGUCAGUCGGACGGCGCUGUACUCCAAAGGAAGGAUGUGACGGGUGUCCAUCAUGAUGCGUCAACUUCUCGUUGUCAGCCAGACAGCACUGGACCCAAGCAGAGGGAACCGACGGCUGUUCACGACGCCACUGUGCAGUCCCCGCAGACGAAGUUGGCGGGUGUUACUGAUACUGCGAUGCGAGGCCAGCAGACGGAGCCGGCAGUGCUUCACGACGAUGAGUUGAGAGACUACGAUACAUGGCAGCAGUCAAGGGUUCGGGCGCCUUGGCUCAAAGCUGAGUUCGCCAAAGCUUUCAAUGUGGCGGUGCGGAAUGGGCUCUCCCUUGAUCUCUUGUACGAAAAUCCCGAUCCACGUAUCUUCAUUGAUCAGGAGGUGCAUGAAGGUGUUGCCUGUUAUUUCUGUCGACGAAAGGACAUUGACAAGUUCAGGGAUCGUAAGAGACGUCUCCCAGGGGACACGGGCGUGGGCGAAGACCAGACUUGA
Cladophialophora yegresii CBS 114405 is the source of this 1185-nucleotide messenger RNA. RefSeq lists its product as uncharacterized. The transcript has a single exon. The record is from RefSeq and is a predicted model, not a curated record. Bases 1 to 1185 code for a protein of 394 amino acids. NCBI's taxonomy places the organism in Eukaryota, Fungi, Ascomycota, Eurotiomycetes, Chaetothyriales, Herpotrichiellaceae.